This is a messenger RNA of Acanthoscelides obtectus, 493 nucleotides long. The record is from the annotation of a GenBank genome assembly. Lineage: Eukaryota; Metazoa; Arthropoda; Insecta; Coleoptera; Chrysomelidae.
AGAAGCGAAUCUGGGACACAUGGAUCGUUCGACCAGGAGAAAAUGAUGUCAGAAUCAGCAAGAUUCUGCAACAGCUUCGUGAAAUUCAUCAUUCUGGCGUAUGCGCUGGUCGGAGUGUCAGCUCACAUAUCUGCCCUCUGGAGGUUGAAUACCGAACAAGAAGGAACAUACUUUCAAGAGAACUCGACCUGUUAUGACUUUUUGCCUUAUAUGUAUAUGAUACCCUUUGAUGUUGGAAGUAUCGGCAGUUGCAAAUUCGCGCUGUUUUUUAUGGACUUUUGCUUUUGUAUCAUAGCGUCAUAUAUUUCUGGAUCCACCGGGACAUCGAUAGAAUAUUUAGCUUCACUAUGUUGCUCCAAUGUCUCACAUCAGUGUUUAUUACGGCAUCGAACUUUUUUGUGGCAUCAAUGAUAUCUCCAUUUGAUCCUGAAUUCUACUCUUUGGCAGAAUACAUGUUUGCAACAUUAGCACAGCUUUGUAUGAUAUGCCAUUU